Molecule: messenger RNA, 4060 nt
Organism: Cydia pomonella (codling moth)
Lineage: Eukaryota; Metazoa; Arthropoda; Insecta; Lepidoptera; Tortricidae
Gene: trbd
Product: ubiquitin thioesterase trabid
Exons: 17
Coding region: 860-2782 (640 amino acids)
Biological process (GO): protein K29-linked deubiquitination; cell migration; cytoskeleton organization
Cellular component (GO): nucleus; cytoplasm
Molecular function (GO): K63-linked polyubiquitin modification-dependent protein binding; cysteine-type deubiquitinase activity
Source: RefSeq, a predicted model, not a curated record
UUCGCUAACCCUACGGCCAACAAGAAGCGAAUGUUGCAAAUACACGACUAUAUAUGAUGCUAUGAUAGUAAAUAGAUACCCGUAUUUAACCCAUUAGGCGUAUACGAUAAUAAGUAAACGGUACAAAAUAUGUAAGUAAUUAUUCACCGUAAAAAGUUUUCUCCUCGCUUUUUUGUUUUUCUUCCUGUGAAGCUUUCUCUCGUUCUUCUCGUGCCAUCAGAUAUAACAUAUACCACAUCAUCGCCAUUUUAUUUAAUAUUUGCCGAAACUUUCGUCAAGAUCAACGAAUUUUCAAACAACAAACAAAAUAAGCGCAAGAUCCAUCUACGAUCAGUCUGUGGCAAAGACGGCAGACCAUAGACAAAACAUUUUGUUUUUAGGUGCCAUCUUGGAUCAAUUUCGAAUCGAGGACGUUUAUUUAUUAAAUUUCUAUUGGUUAGUAAAAUCCGCUACUCUGUUCUCAUUGGUUGUAACAAAUAUUUACAAACUCAUUUGCAGUAUUCAACCAAUCGCAAUGCAUUUUUGACAUAUUUUUUUUUAACAAUGGGCUAUCUUAUUUCCUCGAUUGACAUAAAUUUAUUUGUCAAAAUACCGUAUAAAAAUAUUGCCUCCGUUUAUUAGCUCCAUUGUUUCUUUUGGUUUCUCCCGUAACCCAUAGUUUUUUUUAUUUGAUUCCGAAACACAUCGCGAAGCCCAACAACACAGUGAAAGUGUCCAACGAUCGUAGCACAGCAGUGUAGAUAGAAGUGGGGGUGUCGCUACAUGGUGAGUAGGUGACGGCGGCGGCGUGAAGCGUCGACGUCGAGCGGACGAUGCUGGCCUCUUAACUGGGGGCGUAGGAGAAGUACUGCGCGGCGCCAUGAGCGCUGCGGGGCGCGAGGCGGCCGCGGAGCCCGGCGCUGGCGCCGAGCCCGAGGGCGCGCAGUGCGCGUUGGAUGCUUCCACCAACACUCCGCCACAGUCUCUGCAGGUGACAGAGAGCGCUGCGCCCGCGCCCACUAGCACGGGCGGCUCCGGGGGCAAGUGGCAAUGUGAGACGUGCACCUAUGAGAACUUCCCGCUCUCUAGGAAGUGUACGAUGUGCCGCACAAGCAAGCCGCUCCUGGGUGAAGAUAUUCUCAGGCUGCAGGAUGGCGCGCGGGCAUUACCGCACGACUCAGAGGCAGAUGCAGUGGCGGAGCGUCUGAAGCCGCUACGGAUCGCGUCGCCGGUGGGACAGGCCGGCGCCUCCUGCCAGGCCAAGUGGCCCUGCCCGACGUGCACAUACGAGAACUGGCCGCGCUCGCUGAAGUGCGCCAUGUGCGGUGCGGGCGCGCCGGCCGCCGUGCCCGCGCCCGCGCACCCCCCGCCCGAGCCCCGCCCGGCGCCCGUAGGAAUCAAUGACAUCUGCAACAGCCAGAACGCCUCGUCGAAUGACAAGCGCCGUAACAACCCGGACUGGCUGUGGCUCCAAGCUUGUAUAGGAGUGGUGGAAGGCGACGUGGGCCGCGUGGAGGCGUACCUGGCGGCCGGCGGCGACCCGGCGCGCGCCCUCGCCGCGCACGAGGCCGCCCUCCUCGACCGCGCCUCCGCCUUCGACGCCGGACACACGCUAGUGCACCUGGCCAUCAGGUUCCAACGCGAGGACAUCCUGGCGACACUGCUCUCCCGGAUCUCGGGCGGCGGCCCGGGGCUCAAGCGCUCGCCUUCAUACAUCGCUCCGGAUGUAGCGGCGGCGAUCCGUCGCCACGUGGCCGCCUCCAUCCGGUACAAGAAGGGCGCCUUCCCGUGCCGCUACCUCAACGAGUUCUGCACGUUCGCGCUACCGGCAGAGAUCGAAGAACUACCAGUAGCCAUCCAAGAGCAGCUGUUCUCGGAGCUGCUCGACCGCGACGCGCAACAGACUUUAGAAGCCGAACCUCCCCUCAUCAACUGGAGCCUCGAGUUGUGCGUGCGACUGGGGUCGCGGCUGCACGCGCUGUGGAACCGCUCGGCGGGCGACUGCCUGCUGGACGCGGUGUCGCAGUGCGCGUACGGCGUGUUCGACCGGCGCGGCGCCCUGCGCGCGGCGCUGGCCGAGUCGCUGCUGGCGGCCGGCGAGCGCUUCUACGAGCGCUGGGCCGCCUGGGAGCGCCUGGGCGCCGCGCGCCUGCACUACGCGCCGGAGGAGGCGCAGCUGCGCGCCGAGUGGGCGCGCCUGGUGGCGGCGGCGGCGCGGCCGGGCACGGCGCUGCACCAGCUGCACGUGUUCGCGCUGGCGCACGUCGCGAGGCGGCCCAUCAUCGUGUACGGCGUCAACGUCGUCAACUCCUUCCGCGGCGAGGCUCUAGGUUACGCGCGCUUCCAGGGUAUUUAUCUGCCCCUGCUGUGGGAGCCGGCGCUGUGCUCCAAGUCCCCGCUGGCGGUGGGCUACACGAGGGGACACUUCUCGGCGCUCGUGCCCGUCGAGCCCUACUGUCGUCGCCACUAUAUCUGCAGGGAUGAACAAGAGGAGACCGACGAAAGUUGUUACCUGCCGCUCACAGACUGCGAGGGAAAACUGCUGCCCGUUCAUUUCCUCACCGUAGACGAGAUGGGCGAUUCGGAAGGCAUGGUCCGGCGCUGGCUGUCGGCCUGCGUCACCGGCGGCGGGCAGCUGUGCGCGCGCCAGCACCUGCACCCGCGGCCGCUGCUCGUGGCCCAGCUGCUCGAGGAGUGGCUCAACCACUACCGGCGCCUCGCGCAACAGGCGCGCGGGCCCUUCCCGCCGCGGCUGCACGCGCAGCUCGCGCUCUCCUCCGACCCCGACACCGACGACGAGUAACACACACACACACACACACACACUACACUGGACUAUUGGACACAAGCUCGCCACCAGAUAUAUCGGAGCGGCCGAGGCGCUAACAAAUAUCUGAACAUGCCUCUACCGUCAAGGCGGGCGAUAUAUGCGUGUUCAGAUUGUGUGAGCACCGCCGCCGCCGCAUAUCUGAUGGCGACUGACCUCAGAACCGGCUAAUUAUAUCGUGAUCAGUUCUUGAAUUGGUCGCUGCGUUACUUUGGUUUUCGUUUGACAAACACUCCGGAGUACUAAUACGGUCCGCACCUACGUUGUUUCAAAAAGACACUUAAUAAAAAAUGUCUAAAGAAAUGUGAACUGAGCAAAAUCAGAACCCAGGCAUGUAUGAAUGAAUGUAUACACAUUAUGUUAAAAAUAUUUAUAUAUAUGUGGAUUAUAGUCACUCCGGACUAUUAUAAUAGUAAUAUUGUUUGAACAAUUAUGUCAUUUAUCUUCUGUGAUGGGAUUUAAAAAGCACCUUAAAAUUGUAUUUGUUUAUAAAAAAAUGUAAAUGCUCUACGAAAGCUCAGGUAGUGUGUAUUCAUUGGUACAGAUGAUCCACAAACAUUCACCAAAGUUUUGGACUUGACUGUACACAAAAGUGAUAGUAGCAUAAAGCGGGCUCACGUUUGUUUAAAUGGAGGCUUUAAGUCCACGCGAUAAGGCUCACUUUUUUACCACACUAACAGUCAUUUUCCAUGCUAACACGCCCGCCCCGUAGAAGGCAAUACAAAUAAAACCUUAUGUCUAAUGUAACUAAAUUCAAUUUACGGCAGUGUUAGUGAUCAAUGUUAGUACAACUUUAAUAUAACGGGGCCGUUGAUAUGAGUAUUAUUUCGAAAAUAGGUAAAAUAUAUUGAGCGAUUUCUAUAUUAUUUUUUGCACUAAAAACGAGGUUUUCUAGUAAAAAUGUUUUCAUAUUUCUUACGCUCUCUGUUUUAUGUCGGAUAGUCGUAUUCUCACAUAAUUUUUAUUUGUGCGUGCCACACUCAAAACACAAUUUUUCGUAUAAAAACCUAUGAAAUUUGAUAUUCAGAAUUGAAAGUGCUAUUUGUGUUAAAAUAAAAGUUGUUUGUAAAACCUAAUUUGGAAUCACUCUAAUAUUGCAUAUUUUCGAAAGAAACAUAUCAAUAAUCUUUGAACUAUAUUGUGGUCAAGUUGAAAACUUUUCAGUCAAAAUUAUCAUUAUACUAUAUAGCGUAGCUUUAAAAUUGUUUUAACUCGUUUGUUUAUAAAAUAAAGAGUUAGCGGGAUGGCUUCAUA